ACUGUGCAGGAGGGGAAAGCGAGGAGGGCUCUCUGUGUGUGUGUGUGGGGGUAGGGAGAGCUCUGAGCGCAGAGAGACCGCGGCGAGAGAGACACUGGGAGAGAGAGAGAGCCGGAGAGCAACUCUAUCCGAUUCGGCUCAACGCAAAUCCGUGCACCACGCGAGCCAACAGCUCCAUUCGGAACAACCACGACCACCUCGACUCCGUGAUAACUUGACUCGACUCCAUGCAACGGGACGCAAUUUGGAACUCAACUGAACGCAACUCUGCGCGUCUCGACUCCACGCAACUCUAAGCAACUUGACGCAACUACGUAUCGUUUAAUGAGACCCCCCCCCCCAACUCCCUCCUCACCUCUCUCUCUCUCACCCCUCCUCAACUCGAAGCCACGGAACUCUGUCCAACCGCAACCAAAACUCGCCGUUGACUCUCGACUCGACGCGAUGCGACUCGCUUGAGAUCGCCUUUUGCGGCCGCGCGCGACCGACGCGGCUACAUGGAGUUGCCCAGACGCGCCAUCGCCACCAUCGUCAUCAUCAUCGCCACCACCAUCACCACCUCCAUCAUCAUCAUCACCGCCGCCGCCACCACCGCCAUCCCGAGCGCAACCGUCGACUCGGUGUUCCCCGAUAAUGAACAAGGUCGCUCUGUCCGCCGCCAGGACCCGGACUUCCAGGUGACUGUCCCCGUGAGACUGACGUCACGGGCCCAGAGGGACGUGGGGCCACGGGGCCCCCCACUGCGCUACCUGCUCAGCCACCACGGGAAGCGCGUUCGUCUCGACCUGAGGCCCAACCAGGCCCUGCUCGCGCCGGGAUUCGUGCUGGAGAUUCGGAGCGGAGAAGGGAGAUCUCAGAUCCGCGUGGGAGGUCCCCCCGGCCUGCCGGGAUUACCGCGAGGGAGCGACGGUGGACACGGAGACACGGAAGGGGACACGGAGAGGCACACGGGAGACGCGGAGGACACGGCUGGGACGGUGGAGACAGGAGGAGGAGGAUGCCACUACCUGGGCUGGAUCUCAGAGGGGAAGAGACGCACUGGGACGGCUGCCGUGAGCUCGUGCGGCGGCGGGCUGACAGGUCUCCUGAGACUGCCUGCGGGCGACUACUUCAUAGAGCCGGUGAGGCGGGCGCGGAGGAGCCACGUGGAGGGGAGGGAGACCCCCGUUGAGGGGGGAGCGGGGUCCCCGCACCCCGGGGCGCACGUCAUUUACAAGCGCGGUGGGGGGCACGGGAGCCCCCCAAACUCGGGGAGGAAUGGCACGGUCCCGGCGGCAUGCGGAGUUCAUGACUCGCCGCGGGCCGCCUCGCGCACGGACAGGAGACGCGAGCGCUGGCAGCAGGGGUGGCGGCAGCGCUCCCUGCUCCGCGCUGCUGCCGCUGGUGGCCCAAGACGCCGCGUGGGGCCGCGCUCCGUCAGCAAGGAGCGCUGGGUGGAGACGAUGGUGGUCGCCGACGCCAAGAUGGUGGAACAUCACGGCGAGGAGAACAUCGAGGCCUACGUCCUCACCGUCGUCAACAUGGUGGCCGGCUUGUUCCGGGACGCGAGCAUCGGCAACCCCAUCAACGUCGUCCUCGUGAGGAUGGUGCUGCUGACGGGCGAAGAGGAAGAGCUAAAGGUGGUGCACCACGCGGACCUCACGCUGCACAGCUUCUGCAAGUGGCAGAAGAGCGUGAACCCCAAGGGGGAGGGCCACCACGCUCACCACGACGCGGCCGUGCUGCUCACCAGGAAGGACCUGUGUGCGGGUAUGAACCGGCCGUGCGAGACGUUGGGGCUGUCGCACAUGGCCGGCAUGUGCCAGCCACACCGCAGCUGCAACAUCAACGAGGACACAGGCCUUCCGCUGGCCUUCACCAUGGCCCAUGAGCUCGGACACAGCUUUGGCAUCCAGCACGACGGGCAGGGCAACGCGUGCGAGGCGCGGGGCAAGCGCCCGUCCAUCAUGUCUCCGCAGCUCACGUACAGCUCGCGGCCGCUCUCCUGGUCCUCGUGCAGCCGCGACUACGUGACGCGCUUCCUCGACCGAGGCUGGGGCUUCUGCCUGGACGACCCCCCCUCCCCUCGGCCCGAGCCCCUCGUCGUCCCCACGGCGCCCCCCGGAGCCCUCUACGAUGCCCCCCACCAGUGCCGGCUGCAGUACGGGGAGGCAUCGCGACACUGCCGGGGCAUGGACAACGUGUGCCAUACGCUGUGGUGCACCGUCGGCGACACGUGCCACUCCAAGCUCGACGCUGCGGCCGACGGGACUCGCUGUGACCACGGCAAGUGGUGCUAUUACGGAGAGUGCGUCUCCACCGACUGGCGCCCGGAGAGGAUCCCGGGGGGUUGGGGCUCGUGGGGGGCCUGGACCCCCUGCACGCGCUCGUGCGGGGGCGGGGUGGAGUCUGCAGAGAGGCUCUGUGACAGUCCAACGCCCCGCGGAGGCGGUCGCUAUUGCACGGGCGAGCGGCGCCGCUACCGCCUGUGUCACACGGCCGCCUGCCCCGCGGCAACGACGAUGAAGGCGGCGAACAAGACGCCGUCGUCGUCGGCGUCGCCGGCAGGGCCGGGCAGAGCCGCGGGCGGCGCGCCGCCGUCGUUCCGCGCGCUGCAGUGCAGCCGCUUCGACAAAGUCCCCUACAAGGGGCGCCUCCACUCCUGGAUCCCCGUCAUCAGCCCCAUGAACCCGUGCGAGCUGCACUGCCAGCCGGUGGGCGAGCACUUCACGGAGAAGCUGCUGGACGCUGCGGUGGAUGGAACGCCGUGCGCGGACAACCCCAACGCCCGCGACAUCUGCAUCAACGGCAUCUGCAAGCACGUGGGCUGCGACCUGCGGAUCGACUCGCUGGCGGUGGAGGACCGCUGUGGAGUGUGCAUGGGCGACGGCUCCACGUGCCGCACCGUCAAGAAAACCUUCAACGACAGCGAGGGGCUCGGCUACGUGGACAUCGACCGCAUCCCGGCGGGCGCGCGGGACAUCGUCGUGGAGGAGGUGGAGGAGGCGGGAAACUUCCUGGCGCUGCGCAGCGACGCGGAGCCCGCGCGCUACUUCCUCAACGGCGGUUGGGUGAUCCAGUGGCGCGGGGACUACGCGGCGGGCGGCGCCACCUUCACCUACUGGCGGCGCGGGAACCUGGAGAACCUCACGGCCACCGGGCCCACGCGCGAGCCCGUUUGGAUACAGCUCCUGUUCCAGGAGUCGAACCCAGGCAUCCGCUACGAGUACACGGUCCACCAGCCCCCGCACGGCGAGGGGGCGAGUCGGCCGCGGGAGUUCGCGUGGCGCUACGGGCCCUGGGGUAGCUGCACCGCGCCCUGCGGCAGAGGGGUGCAGAGGCAGGAGGUGCACUGCACGGAGCGCACGGCGGGGCCCGUGGAGGAGCGGCUCUGCGACGACGUCCCCCGACCCGACGACCGCCAGAGAGCCUGCAACGAGCACGAGUGCCCCGCACGGUGGUGGGUGGGCGAGUGGCAGGGCUGCCCGUCGCCGUCGUGCGGGUCACGCCCCACCGCCGGCGCGUCCUCGGAGGAGACGGAGGAGGAGGAGCGGCGCUCCGUGCUGUGCGUGCGCGGCGUCGGGGCCGACGAGCACCGCGCGCUGCCCGCGUCCCAGUGCGAGGGGCUCCCCCGCCCCCCCCACGCGCGGCCCUGCCCGGGGCCGCCGCCGUGCCCCACCCGCGGGGACGUCCCCGCUGGAGACCCGCGCGGCACGUGGCUCGUGGGCGGCUGGUCUCCGUGCUCGGCGACGUGCGGAGCCGGCGUGAGGUCCCGCGACGUCCGCUGUGAACGCCGGAGCGGAGACGACGUCUGCGACGAGGCCGAUCGGCCCGCCGAGUGGCAGCGCUGCGACUGGAGGGCCUGCGCCGAGCUGCCCCCAACUACCGGACCCGCCGCCAACGGGACGGGCGGCACGCACCACGGCGGCCCUCGCCAAGACGACGGCGGCGAUGACGACGACGAGGACGAUGACCGUGAAGAUGACGAUGGCGAGAUCGGCCGUCGUGAAGAUGACGAUGGCCGUGAUGAAGAUGAUGGUGAAGGCACAGAAUCUGAUGACGGUGAACAUCAUGGAGGCAAUGAGAUUGAUGACAAUGAUGAUGCUGAUGAAGACUCUGACGAGGAUCAUGGUGAAGACAAUAGAAGCGUGGAGGAUGAUCGUCAUGAAGACGAUGGUGAUGACGACAAUGAAGAUAACCGAGACGAUGAAAAUGACCGUGAUGAUGAAGAUAACCAUGGUGAAGAUGAUGAUGAUGAUGGAGGUCAUGAAGAUAAUCACCAUGGAGACGAUGAUCGUGAUGCCAAUGAACAUCAUGGAGACGAUGACCAUGAUGAUGAGGAUGAUGAAGAAGAUGAUGGUGAUGACAACGAUGAAAAUAACCGAGACGAUGAAACUGACGGUGAUGAUGAAGAUAACCAUGGUGAAGAGGAUGAUGAUGGAGGUCAUGAAGAAAAUCACCAUGGAGACCAUGAUCGCGAUGCCAAUAAACAUCAUGGAGACGAUGACCACGAUGAUGAGGAUGAUGAAGAAGAUGAUGGUGAUGACCGUCAUGAUGAAGGCAGUGAUCAUCAGCAUAGUGAGGACAACGACCACCAUGACACUGUCCACCGUGAAGACGACGACGAUAAUGAGGAAGAUGUUGACCCAGACCGGGAUGGAGACGUCGCCCCAGAUGAACGCGACCACCACCAACGCGAAGAAACAGUCGGCCGUGGCGCCAAAGAUGGCGAACACAACGGCAUCGACAGUGGACUCGCGGUCGACGACGAUGACGACGACAACAAUGAUGUGGACACUGAGCAAGACGUGGAAGAUCAAGGAGGCGAGGUCCACGUGGACAGCAACGCCAUCGUCGUUCCAAACGACAUCAAGCGGCUCAACCAAAACUUGCGCGGAUCCUCCUCCUCGUCGUCGUCGUCCUCCGAUUCGCAAAGCGACGACGCGAGCGAGCGAGCAGAGUGGCACGACCCACCGGGUGAGCCGCGUGGUCGACCUCCGACCUCCACCACCUCCUCGUCCCCAUCCAACGGGAGCACUAACGCCAAGAAGAAGAACCUCAUUGAUAUCUACUACUACGACUACAACUUCAUCAGCUUCCACGAGGACCUCCUCUAUGACCUGGACGAGGCUGGGACGGGCGCGACUCGUGAAGGCCAAUCCCAGCAGCCUGCCGACCAAACCACCGCCACCACCACCACCGCCACAACCACCACGGCCACCACGGCCACCACCGCCACCACCUCCGCUUCACUUCCGCCACUACCACCGCACCAACACCGCUACCGCACUACAACUCCAGCCGCACCACAAUCACCACCAUCGGACCACCACCACCCCACCACCGCACCGCCUGCACUGACACCGCACCAGCAACAACAUUCACCGGUUCAUAUGACACCAAACCACCACUACCGCCACCAUGGCGCCAGCGCUGGCAAUUUUCCGGCCGCGUCACAACCUCGUGCGGCAACCGAGACUGACAGCAAUCGAGCUGCUUUUGACGUCGCCACUCCGCCAGCCGAAAUGGCGAGAGGGUACGUCGAUCGCGCGCCCACGACGGCCGGACGGCAACCUGACGGCGACGGGCGGCGGCCCGCGGGGGACACCGUGCCGGACAACCGAGCAUCCAGCACGCCGAGUUCCCCGACUGUCACCGGACUCGCGUCGGGCAUCGCGGUCGAGCGAGCUGUCCGGAAAGCCAUCGGCGAUGCCGCUGCUGGAGAUGGAUCCUCGGAACGAGAGACGCCGGGAGAAAGCCGAUGGGAUGGCGGCGCCGGCGGCGGCGGCCGCACGCUCGCACCAACCGGCACUGAGUCGCCGAUGCCAAUCCACGAAUUUGCCGACAAAGUUCUGCAGGCCAGGAACGAAGGCGACGGCUUCGGUGGGAGCGCGUUUUCACCCGGCGGCCCCGGAGCCAGGCCCAUGGCCGUCGCCGCCACCGCCACCGCCACCUCGGCACACGGGGCGAGAAUCCGACCCGAGCCUCCGACGGUGCCGAGUGCGCUGCCGGGCUCGAGCCACGAGCGCCGGCAGGCGCCGCCCCUCGCUGGAGGCCGAGGAGAGGGCGGCCUGGCCGCAUCGUCGUCGCCGGUGUCAUCAUCAUCGUCAUCGUCGCUGUCGUCGUCAUCGUCGUCGCCAUCGUUGUCGGUGGCGUUUCCUGAGCGCGCGGGGGAGACCUCGCGGCGAGCGGAGGAGACGAGGCUACCGGAGGCCUCGUGGAGGGUGACGCCGUGGAGCGAGUGCUCGGCCACGUGCGGGCUGGGCGUGGCACGCCGGAGCGUGUGGUGCGCAUCGAGGUCGCGGUCGGGGUCGGCUCACUGCGACUUCACCCAGAGGCCGCCCCCGGCGCGCCGCUGCUCCGUGCGGCCGUGCGUCGCCUGGCACGCCGGGAACUGGAGCGAGUGUUCCCGCCGUGGCUGUGGGCUGCCACGUGAGCGAUCGCGGGCCGUGCUGUGUGUGGAUGCCCGCAGCCGUCGCUCCGUGCGGCCCCAGCUCUGCUCGGCGCUGGGCGGGCCCCGCCUCGCCACCACAGAGAGGGAGGGCUGCCCCCCGCUGCCCUGCCUGCCCUGGGCAACAUCGGCAUGGGGGCCGAACCACGCCCGGCCGCCCGAGUUCCGACAUAGGCCACCGCCGAUGCUCGCCGUGGCCGCAAAUCAAAUCCAGGUCACCGGGUUUGAUGCGCAGGUGUGCUAA
Molecule: messenger RNA, 6674 nt
Organism: Lethenteron reissneri (Far Eastern brook lamprey)
Lineage: Eukaryota; Metazoa; Chordata; Hyperoartia; Petromyzontiformes; Petromyzontidae
Product: A disintegrin and metalloproteinase with thrombospondin motifs 7-like
Biological process (GO): extracellular matrix organization; proteolysis
Cellular component (GO): extracellular matrix
Molecular function (GO): metalloendopeptidase activity
Source: RefSeq, a predicted model, not a curated record